AUUAGAUUAAUGUAACAAUGAAUUUAAAUGGCAAAAUGAAAAUUUCUGCAAUUUUUUUGAUGAUAUUUUUGCGUUUAACAAAUUGUUUAAACUUUUCAGCUGAUCAUGUAUAUUGUGUUUUGUUGAAAACAUCCACAAACUAUCGAGUUAUAAAAGCGUCAGAACCAGAACAAAUUUUAACACAACCUAUAUUUAAUCCACUAUUACCAACUGUAUUUAUAAGUCCUGGGUCUCCUGCACAUAUUCAAGGUAUGCUCCCGUUCAUUGAAACAUCCUACGUUAAAACAAAACGCUACAAUGUUGUUUACUUCGAUAGCUGCUACUAUACAUGCGAGGAGCAUAACUGUGAUUACCAAAUGCCAGGUCUUUUUGAUGAAGUCAUGCAGUGGUUUGGUAAACUUUAUGGUUCAGUAAUUUCCAAGUUAAUUGAAUUGGGAUUACCGGUAGAAAGUAUUGAGCUCGUUGGACAUUCAUGGGGUGCUGGUGUUGCAUUUCUGGCAGCGAAUAAUACAAUUAAGAAAUUACCAUUAUUGGUUGGUUUAGAUCCAGUUAAAAACUCUCUUCCAUUUCAUAAAGGAAUUGCUGAUUAUACAAUUGUUUUGCAUUCAAAUAUUGGACAAUAUGGUCAGCAGUAUAUAAAUUAUGCUGAUUCCGACCUAAUAGCAAAUGAUGGAACAAUUCAAGCGAGCUGUACUGAUCGUAAUGUAUUUAACGUAUCUAAUGAAGAGGUGGAAAAAAUAGCUAUGUGUUCCCAUAGAAUAGCUCUCAAUUAUUGGUGUAGUAUGAUAGCGAAUCCAGGUUUAUUUUAUGGUGUGGAAUGUAAUAAAACUGGCUGCAAUUAUGAUAAUAUACAACAACUUGGUCCUAAUUUACGAUCACCCGGAACAUUUUAUUUUAAAACAAGUAAAAGUGAACCGUAUGGUUUGGGUACGGAUAGUAUAAAAAAUAUUACUCCAAUUGAUAUGGAUCUAUUGAACGAUUAUCAGCAGAUUUUUCAGUGUGGAACAGUAGAUUUUUAAGUAAAUUAUUUUGUUACUCGUUAAUCGAAAAUAAUUAUAUGAAACUACAUGUGUCCAAAGUUUUAUUACUCUGUUCAAUAUCGGCAAACAAAUUUUAAAAUUA
Molecule: messenger RNA, 1122 nt
Organism: Chrysoperla carnea
Lineage: Eukaryota; Metazoa; Arthropoda; Insecta; Neuroptera; Chrysopidae
Exons: 5
Coding region: 18-1019 (333 amino acids)
Molecular function (GO): lipase activity
Source: RefSeq, a predicted model, not a curated record